CGUACACGAGCCUCGAAAGCAAACAAUACCAAAGAGGCAAGCUUGAAAGCAGAGCACUCCAAUCUCGAAUAAUACUCUAUUAAAGCAAAUCAAGGUCACAUGCUUUGAUGAUAAGAGCACUGCUAAGUAUUGCGACCAAUAAGAGUUCGCAGCGUUGGCUGCCGAGCGAUCUAGAGUGAAUAGAUAGUAUAUGCAAAUAUAUGUAGGAGUCAAAGUUGAUGAUGGGAAUAACCUAUCACGGCACUUUAGAGACUUCAUAUACAGCCGUCCAAUAACCUGAUCAUGGCUCGAUAGCGCGUAUAUCUAGAAGAAUCCUUCCUCACGACAAGCAAACCAAAUCGAAGUCUAUGUCCCUAAACACUAAACAUCUAACACAUCUACAACCAUGUACCUCCUGCCUAUUCUUCUCUGCGUCACAGCCGCUCAGGCUCACUACCGCUUCCCAAAACUCAUCAUAAACGGCCAAGCCGAAGCCCAAGAAUGGACCUCGAUCCGCCAAACCAAAAACUACCAGACCAACUCCGGCGUGACAAGCGUCAGCAGCCCGGACAUGCGAUGCUUCCAGAACCGUGCGGGUACGGGGACUGCAAGCGUAGCCGCAGGCUCGGUGCUAGGAUUCGUUGCCAUGUCAUCCGUGACGCACUUUGGACCUGUACAAUUCUACAUGGCGCGCGUGCCCGACAGUGCGAACAUCAACUCAUGGGAGCCUGCCGGGAAUGUGUGGUUCAAGGUUGGGAGUAUCUCUGCGGUGAAGGGGAGUGGACCGCUUACGAGCGAUGAGAAGACUUGGCCUGCGUAUAACAAGGACAAGGUUGAGUUUACGAUCCCAAAGAAUGUCCCAAGUGGAAAGUAUCUUGUUAGAGUUGAGAGCAUUGCUCUGCACCAAGCCCAAUCUGUUGGUGGUGCGCAGAUGUAUCUGUCUUGCGCACAGGUCGAGGUUACGGGUGGAGGAAACGGUACACCGGGCCCGCUUGUUGCGUUCCCUGGUGCCUAUUCUGCGAAUGAUCCCGGGCUGAUGUGGAGCUAUUACCCUAUUGCUACGAGCUACAAGGCUCCUGGGCCUGCAGUGUGGACAGGUUAA
Messenger RNA from Periconia digitata, 1081 nucleotides. The record is from the annotation of a GenBank genome assembly. Lineage: Eukaryota; Fungi; Ascomycota; Dothideomycetes; Pleosporales; Periconiaceae.